CAGAGGGAGGUACAGAGGACAAAGAGGAAGCGGCCAGAAGGGGAAGCAGCAGGCUGCAGAGAGGAGGCAGGUGGGAGGUGAUCGCGGUAAUGGCCUGCAAGCUGAGGGCCUGUGUCUGUGGUGAAGCCAAGAUGAACACCAAGGCAGGACCCUUGGAGCUGCAGGUGCGGGGGACGCUGGUGCUGCUGUGCCUGGGUGCCGUGACCCUCACCUGCCUCCUGGGACUGGGACCCUCCCCUUCUGCCUGGAGCCAGGGCUGCCUAGAGGAAGGGCCCGCCAGGCCUGGGGGCCUUGGCUCCCGUGUGGACUGGGAUCCUCGAGGAGGGGAGGCCCGGCGGCGGCAUCGGCAAAAGGACUCCUGCCGGCUCGUCCUCGUGGAGAGCAUUCCCCAGGACCUGCGAUCUGCAGCAGGCAGCCCGGCCGCCCAGCCCCUGGCCCAGGCCUGGAUGCAGCUGCUGGACGCCGCCCGAGAGAGCGUCCACGUGGCCUCCUUCUACUGGUCCCUCACGGGGCCCGACAUCGGGGUCAACGACUCGUCUUCCCAGCCGGGCGAGGCCCUCCUGCAAAAGCUGCAGCAGCUGCUGGACAGAAACGUGUCCCUGGCCGUGGCCACCAGCACCCCAACUCCGGCCAAGAACUCCACUGACCUGCAGGUCCUGGAAAGCCGAGGCGCCCAGGUGAGACACGUGCCCAUGGGAAGGCUCACUGGCGGCGUUUUGCACUCCAAGUUCUGGGUGGUGGAUGGACGGCACGUCUACGUGGGCAGUGCCAACAUGGACUGGCGGUCCCUGACACAGGUGAAGGAGCUCGGUGCCGUCAUCUACAACUGCAGCCGCCUGGCCCAGGACCUGGAGAAGACCUUCCAGACCUACUGGGUGCUGGGGACACCCAGGGCCGUCCUCCCCAAGCCCUGGCCUCAGAACUUCUCCUCUCACAUCAACCGCUUCCAGCCGCUCCGGGAUCACUUUGACGGGGUGCCCACCACUGUCUACUUCUCGACACCCCGCCAGCUACUGGCCAGUGCUGGACACGGCGCUGCGGGUGGCGGCCUUCAGCAGGGGGGUACGCGUGCGCCUUCUGGUCAGCUGCUGGCUCAACACGGACCCCAGGAUGUUCCCCUUCCUGCGGUCCCUGCAGGCACUCAGCAACCCAGCGGCCAACGUGUCCAUGGACGUGAAAGUCUUCAUCGUGCCCGUGGGGAACCACUCCAACAUCCCCUUCAGCAGGGUGAACCACAGCAAGUUCAUGGUUACGGAGAAGGCGGCCUACAUAGGCACGUCCAACUGGUCAGAAGAUUACUUCAGCAGCACCUCGGGUGUGGGCCUGGUGGUCAGCCAGAGGGCCUCUGGCGCCCAGCCGGGGGUGAGCACCGUGCAGGAGCAGCUGCGGCAGCUCUUCGAGCGAGACUGGAGCUCCCGCUACGCCGUGGGCCUGGACGGACAGGCCCCGGGCCAGGACUGUGUUUGGCAGGGCUGAGGUUCGGCCCUUCCUGGCAGCGGGGUCCUGGCAGCGGGCUGGAGCCUCCUUGCCUUGCCUGGCCCCCAGCCUGGACUCCAAGCAGCUUCACUCGCACAAGCCCUGGUCAGGGGCGGGACUGCCUACCGCAGGGCGGACACAAACCACUUGCUCUCCAAAUCUAGCCCCUUUGAACCCCCCGCCUGUUCCAGGGAGCUGUCCGGGAUGCCCCUCCCUGACUCCCACAGAGCCACCAUUCCUGUCCACAAGUGGGGCCUCUAGAAAACGCAUGUGCCUCUG
Molecule: messenger RNA, 1755 nt
Organism: Bubalus bubalis (water buffalo)
Lineage: Eukaryota; Metazoa; Chordata; Mammalia; Artiodactyla; Bovidae
Gene: PLD4
Product: phospholipase D family member 4
Exons: 10
Coding region: 90-1640 (516 amino acids)
Biological process (GO): phagocytosis; hematopoietic progenitor cell differentiation
Cellular component (GO): trans-Golgi network membrane; phagocytic vesicle; nucleus
Molecular function (GO): catalytic activity
Source: RefSeq, a predicted model, not a curated record